CAUCGCAGAGGGAGACAGGGACUGUUCGGACUGUUGGCCUUGGGAACCUUUAUCUGCGUGGUGUUCCAAUGAUCCGGUUUGGGAGUGAUUGACAUCGCCACCGAAACCGGAACGCCGGCCCAAAAACAUUUCUCAGGAAACAACAAGUCCAGACUCCCCGGUCUGUUUGUGACUCUCUACAAUAGACGUCUUACCAUAUAAACCUGGUCCCGGUGCAGCCAUGGUGGCAGGUCUGAGCAAGCGCCAGCAGGCGCGCAAUGAAAGAGCCCUGCAGGAUCUCAUCAGAUCAAUUCCAGGAAAUGACCGGUGUGCCGACUGUUCGGCAUAUAAUCCAGGAUGGGCCAGUUGGAAUUUGGGAAUAUUUCUCUGUAUGCGUUGUGCAGCCCUGCACCGGAAGCUGGGAACUCACAUAUCCAAGGUCAAAUCGUUGACCAUGGACUCCUGGACGGCAGAGCAGGUUGAUAAUAUGAAAGCGCAUGGCAACACCAUUUCCAACAAGAUCUACAACCCCAGAAACGUGAAGCCGCCAAUGCCGGUCGACAUUGAUGAGUCCGACUCUGCGAUGGAACGGUUUAUACGGCGGAAAUACGAACAGAGAUCGUUGGAAAACGGGAAACCGAAGCCCCCAAGCAGGCAUGAUUCCGGCUACACGAGGUCUCCCGAGGGCUCACCUCCUCCAUUGCCUCCUAAGACUGGUAAAAUAUUCGGUUUCGGACUUCGCUCUGUGUCAUCAGCGUCGCACCUGCCUCGAUCCUCGGGGAGGUCAUCGAACCCAACCUCUCCCCGAUCCGACACGUAUGGUUCUCGCUCUCCUCCAGUACAGAUAAACAAACAGUCCCGGGUUUUUGGAGCGACUGUCGGUGACUUGGGCGCGUCAUUCGAACAGAAGCUGAACAUCUUGAAAGAAAUGGGCUUUCCGGAUGACAGGAGAAAUGCAACGAUCUUGAAGGGUCUGAGCGGCAAUCUCGAGAAGACGAUCGAAUCCCUCACGAGACUAGGAGAAAAUAGUAAUCCUACUUCUGGCACUCGAACACCCGUUCAAAGAGGCACGCCCACCACCGCUCAUUUUGGCGAGUCGCUCUCGAGCCCCAAGGCCGCGGUCUCUACGAAUCCAUUCGACCAGCUUGAUUCCAAACCUCAAACAAGUAGUGGACUGUCGACCGCUACUAAGCCGUAUAAUCCAUUCGAUGUCCCAGACCCGCAGCCAACGUCUGCACUGGAGAAUUCUUUCCAGCAUCUACAGGUGUCGCAGCCCCUGUUCCCCCAUUCGACUGGCGGAUAUCCAACGCAGCAAAAUCAGGCCCAGACGUUCUUUCAGCAACCUAUGACUCCACCGGUGACUAUGCCAUCGUCUCAAUCGCAAUUUGCGGCUUCGACCCAGUCGUUGAAUGGCACUUACAACCCUUUCCUUCAGCCGGCUCCUCAGCAGCAGGGCCCUAUGUCAAACCCGUAUGCCAGCCAAGUACAGAACGUGCCUCAAAGCAAUCCUUUUUUCGGUCAAAUAUUGCCACAACACACUUCGGCUUCGGCCCAGUUGAAUUCUCAACCAUCUCUGGGUGCCUCUCCUUUUGAGACUCGACCGCAAUCGAGUCAGCCACAGUAUACUGGCACGGUGUCGCCUUUCGCAUCUUCAUCGCCUUUCGGCCCUUUGCAACAGCAGCCGCAGCCGCAGCAAUCCCAGCAGCAGCAACAGCAGCAGCAAAGCCCGUUCUCAUCCUCAUCACCUUUUGGUCCUUUGCAGCAGCAGCCUCAAUCACAGCAGCCGCAGCAACAGCAACAGCAAAGCCCGUUCUCGUCUUCGCAUAAUCCCUUCGACUCCAUCCCUGCAACGGCGAACCCGGGGUACCCCUACUCCCAACAGCAAAUGCCACAGAUGCAGCAGCAACAAAACUUCCAGCAGCAACAGGGCUUCCAGCCGCAGUCGCAGUAUCUCACACCACAGCGAACUGGCCGUGUCGACAAGAGUAGUAUACUUUCUCUUUACAGCAACCCUCAGACAGCCCCUACGAUGAACGCGCAGCCGCAGCAGCAACAGCAGAUGCCACAGCAACCAGCACACCUUCAGUCGACACCUGGCCUAAGCCCUGCCCCCUCCCUGCUGACGAACUCAAUGGGUUCCACGCCCCAGACACAAUCCUCUUUCAGUUUGACGACGCCGCAGCAGCGCAGCGUGACAAUGCCCGUUUCACUCGAUUCCUCAUCCGCAGGAGCACGGAAUCCUUUCUUCACGUCGUCGCCCUUUGGCGGACAGACGAAUCCUGCAGUCAAUCCCGCUGCAGCUCCAUCUGGUCUUGGGAUCGGGAUGGGACAGAAAGUUCAGCAGUCUAAUAGUCCAUUUGCACGAACGCACAUCAGCCAAGAAAGUGUUGAUAUUAACGGGCUUCAGAACGGCCGACAUAGCCCUGAUGCCUUUGCGAAUCUGAGCGCUCGCUUCGCCUGAAGAAGUGGGACCGAGAGUCCAUGCCUCGUUUGACGU
Paecilomyces variotii is the source of this 2476-nucleotide messenger RNA. RefSeq names its product GTPase activating protein for Arf. Gene Ontology annotation, biological process: endoplasmic reticulum to Golgi vesicle-mediated transport; endocytosis; intra-Golgi vesicle-mediated transport. The transcript has 4 exons. Gene Ontology annotation, molecular function: protein binding; GTPase activator activity. Lineage: Eukaryota; Fungi; Ascomycota; Eurotiomycetes; Eurotiales; Thermoascaceae. Gene Ontology annotation, cellular component: Golgi apparatus. Bases 221 to 2440 code for a protein of 739 amino acids. The record is from RefSeq and is a predicted model, not a curated record.